UAAGCAUCCAAACGUCCAAUCCUGAAUCCGUACGCUAACUAAACCACCAUUAAAUUCCACCAGAACUAUUCAUUCCCAGUAGCAUUCCGCAAUAAAGCUCGCUCCUCCCUCCCUCACUCUUCUUGUGCACAAACCGACACAGCACAUGAAGAAAACGCCGAGCGCAUCCCCCCUUUCCUCCGGUGAAUCGUCCGCGAUCGAUUCUCUCACUCGGCGAACUCACUCCUUCCCCUUCUCCCCUCAACGGCCUGCUUCCUCCUCCGCCAUCCCAUUCUCCUGGGAGCACGUUCCCGGCAUACCCAAAAACCCUAGAAAACCUAAUUUCAAUUCAAGUCCCGAUCGCAUCCCUCUCCCUCCACCUAUCCGAUUUGAAUCCCUAAAAUCAUGGUCGGAGGCCGACCCUUUCGCGGUGGCGUUCGCCGAGUGCGCUAAGGAGAAGCCGCCGGUAGAUCUUGAACGGGAGGAAAUUUUUCGGCGGAAAUCGGCGGUUGUUACGGAUUCAGGGAAGCGGAGGACGGCGGCGUGGUUCACCGUCGGCGGGUUAGGGUUUUACGGCUUGUAUGUGUCUUGCAAGGCUGCGGCGGCUACGUGCUCCGUUGUGGAUUCUACGGUCCGUGUGCGGCGGACCGGGACGGUGAACCGCCGGUGAGGGUGAGAGGAGGCGGGCCGGCGAGCGGUAAGGGUGAACUGUACC
Molecule: messenger RNA, 694 nt
Organism: Phalaenopsis equestris
Lineage: Eukaryota; Viridiplantae; Streptophyta; Magnoliopsida; Asparagales; Orchidaceae
Exons: 1
Coding region: 146-649 (167 amino acids)
Source: RefSeq, a predicted model, not a curated record